Xenia sp. Carnegie-2017 is the source of this 469-nucleotide messenger RNA. RefSeq lists its product as uncharacterized. Gene Ontology annotation, cellular component: mitochondrion. The transcript is spliced from 3 exons. Bases 11 to 343 code for a protein of 110 amino acids. The record is from RefSeq and is a predicted model, not a curated record. Lineage: Eukaryota; Metazoa; Cnidaria; Anthozoa; Malacalcyonacea; Xeniidae.
UUUGCAAACAAUGGCUAUUUUCCGAUUCAAGAUGGCUGCCGUUUCAGUAAUGCAGAAUAUUCGACAAAGAACCAGAGUUCUUGCCACACAGCCGUUUAAAGUUCGCACCAUCUUGCAAAUGAGAUAUCUAUCAGACAGCAGCUCAGAAGAAACAGAUCAAUGUUCAACAGCAAAGCAGUUUCCGGUGGCACCAAAGGAACCCGCUUACGGGGCUGCCGAUUAUUAUUCCCACAAUGAAGACACAUUUGCAGAUAUGGAGAUAGAGAUGGCUAGUUACAGACAAUCUCAACCUGACCCUCGUGUACCCUACUACCAUCACUACCCCUGGGAAAAGAAAUCUUAAGGCAUUAAUGGACGAGUGCACAUAGAUUGAUGAAAUGUACUACUAAUUGGUUUCACAGUGUUUUGUUUGAAUAUAUAAGUAAAUGUUAACUGGUUUGCUGAAUGAAUAUAUAUUGUUUCAAGAUCA